Zymoseptoria tritici IPO323 is the source of this 996-nucleotide messenger RNA. RefSeq lists its product as uncharacterized. NCBI's taxonomy places the organism in Eukaryota, Fungi, Ascomycota, Dothideomycetes, Mycosphaerellales, Mycosphaerellaceae. Gene Ontology annotation, biological process: tRNA processing. The record is from RefSeq and is a predicted model, not a curated record. Gene Ontology annotation, molecular function: RNA binding. Gene Ontology annotation, cellular component: nucleolar ribonuclease P complex. Bases 1 to 996 code for a protein of 331 amino acids. The transcript is spliced from 2 exons.
AUGUUCUACGACCUUAACAUCCCAUGGUCACCGACCGAUCAGAAUCUGAACAAGACAUUGGCCUUCUCACAAGAGCUGGGCUAUAAUGUCGUCGCGCUGAACCACACCAUGUCCGGCAAGUUGCCGAAUGAUCUGACUUGCGCAAUUCCUCCCCUUGCCAACCCACCUCCGAACCUCACCGUCCUCCGCCGCCUGACCCUCAUCCUAACCGACUCCCACCAAAACGCGAAACUCGCGCUCCUCGCCAAAGAAUACGACCUCAUCGCCCUCCGACCCAUCGAUGAACGGACUCUGCAACUCGCCUGCGGCUCACUCGACUGCGACAUAAUCUCCCUCGACUUCAGCACAAGGCUGCCAUAUUUCUUCAAGUUCAAAACUCUCAGCGAGGCGAUCAAGUUGGGCAAGAAGUUCGAGAUCUGUUACGGGCAGGGCUUGAGUGGCGACGCGCAGGCGAGGAGGAGCGUGAUUAGCAAUGCGACGCAGUUGAUCCGGGCAAGUCGAGGGAGGGGCCUGAUCAUCUCCAGCGAGAGCAGAGUGGGUGCCGCUGGGUUGCGAGGACCAUGGGAUGUGGUCAAUUUGGCAGCGGUCUGGGGUCUGGGCCCGGAAAGAGGCGUGGAAGCUGUGGGAAAGGAGUGCAGAAGCGCCGUGGUGACUGGAAAACUCAAGAGGAGUGGAUAUCGUGGUGCCGUGGACGUGGUGUAUGGUGGAGAGAAGCCGGCGAGGGUGGAGAAGGAGGUGGAAGACAAGGCGAAGAAGCAGAAGGGACAGCAAACUCAGAAUCAGCUGAAGGGACAGACGGGACAACAUCAGCAGACAGGACAGAAAAGGAAGGCCGAGGGUGACGAGGCUGCUGGCGCAGAGCCGCCGCUCAGUAAAAGACAGGCGAAGAAGCGUGCACAUGAGGCGAGAAUGCUGGCUGCUGCCGAGAAUGGUGAAGGAACUGCCAAAGUCGCCAGUGGACCAUCCGAUGCUGGAGCUACGGAACACCAAACAUGA